UCUCUCUUCUCUUUUUGACGCACUUACGCGCCUCGUAUUUUAUUUAUUGGUUUUUUUAGUAUUUCUUUCUCUUCUUCUUUGUCUCCGUGGCCUUUCUUGAAUAGAUUCAAGUGACCUUCGGUGGCUUCCGGGGAUCAAGGGAAAAGAUGGCUGAACCAAAACCAGAACAACCUUUGAUCCCAUCAUCAUCUAGGAACCUACCUGAUUUUAAGAAAUCGGUUAAGCUAAAAUAUGUGAAGCUUGGAUACCAUUACCUAAUCACCCAUGGAAUGUACCUCUUCCUUACCCCUCUUGUAGUUGUAAUCGCUGCCCAGCUCUCAAUAUUUUCCAUCCAGGAUCUUUAUGAUCUUUGGGAGCAUCUUCAAUACAACCUCAUAUCUGUUAUCAUCUGCUCAACCCUUCUUGUUUUCUUGUCAACUCUCUACUUUCUAACCCGCCCUCGUCCUGUUUACCUCGUCAACUUUGCUUGCUACAAACCGGAUGAAUCUCGGAAAUGCACAAAAAGGAUCUUCAUGGAUCAGUCUCGAAUGGCUGGUACAUUCACAGAGGAGAAUCUUCAGUUUCAGCGUAAGAUUCUUGAAAGGUCAGGACUUGGGGAUUCAACAUAUCUUCCUGAGGCUGUCCUCAAUAUUCCCCCUAACCCAUCAAUGCAGGAAGCUAGAAAAGAAGCAGAGGCUGUUAUGUUUGGUGCUAUUGAUGAGCUUUUGGCUAAGACCUCCGUAAAACCCAAAGACAUUGGAAUUUUGAUUGUGAACUGCAGCUUGUUUAAUCCAACACCCUCAUUGUCUGCCAUGGUUAUCAACCAUUACAAGCUUCGAGGGAAUAUUCAAAGCUACAAUUUGGGAGGAAUGGGCUGUAGUGCAGGUUUGAUCUCCAUCGAUCUUGCAAAACAUCUUCUCCAAGUCCAUCCCAACUCCUAUGCACUGGUUAUCAGCAUGGAGAACAUCACCUUGAACUGGUACUUUGGAAAUGAUCGCUCAAAACUUGUUUCAAACUGUUUAUUUAGAAUGGGAGGGGCUGCAAUACUGCUCUCUAACAAAUGCUCUGACAGAAGAAGAUCCAAAUACCAAUUGGUUCACACUGUUCGCACUCACAAGGGUGCGGAUGAUAAGUGCUUUGCCUGUGUUACCCAGGAAGAAGACUCCAUAGGGAAGGUUGGUGUUACAUUGUCAAAGGAUCUCAUGGCAGUUGCUGGUGAUGCAUUAAAGACCAACAUCACCACAUUGGGCCCUCUGGUUCUUCCAAUGUCUGAGCAGCUGCUUUUCUUUGCUACAUUGGUUGGGAAGAAGCUUUUCAAAAUGAAGGUCAAGCCAUACAUUCCGGAUUUCAAGCUAGCUUUUGAGCAUUUCUGCAUUCAUGCUGGAGGAAGAGCUGUUCUGGAUGAACUGGAGAAGAAUUUGCAGCUGUCUGAAUGGCACAUGGAACCAUCAAGAAUGACUCUUUACCGAUUUGGCAACACCUCAAGCAGCUCUCUUUGGUAUGAAUUGGCUUAUUCAGAAGCUAAGGGUAGGAUUAGGAAGGGGGACAGAACUUGGCAAAUAGCAUUUGGUUCAGGAUUCAAGUGUAACAGUGCGGUGUGGAAAGCUUUGACGACGGUAAAUCCAGCAAAGGAGAAAAACCCUUGGAUGGAUGAAAUCCAUAAAUUCCCGGUUGAUGUUCCAAGAAUCUCGUCCAUCUAAAUUCCAGAAUGACUUGCUGCCCUUGUGGUAAAAUUUUCGUGAAAUGCUAUCUCUCUUCCGAGAUUCAUCCCUGCUUUUGCAUAACAGGAUGAUUGGUAGUUUUAGCAUUGGGUGCAUGACAUCUUGCAUUUGGUUAUCUAGUUUUAAGUUAUUUCAUGCGUGAAGCUUGAGUGGGAUUAGUCAUGGUUUAACCAAUUUGGGGAACACAUUGAUUUGAGGGUGUUUACGGGAACAUUAGUGCAUUUUUUACUGAGAUCACUGCAUGAGAUUGAGUGGCUUAGCUAUGUCUUAAGAUCUCAUCAUAUGAUCGACAGAUUUGAAUUGGGAUUGGAAGCAUUGUAGACUGAUGUUUGUGAUUUCUAUGGAUUUUACUACCAUCAAUUUGCUACUAAUGACAGUGUUAUGAAAGUAGCUACCUGUUUAAUCAGUUGAAGAGGCAAACACAUGCCUCAGAAAGUAAAGAGGGUUUCUCUGUCUCACAUUCGAAAAUGGU
Durio zibethinus is the source of this 2172-nucleotide messenger RNA. Lineage: Eukaryota; Viridiplantae; Streptophyta; Magnoliopsida; Malvales; Malvaceae. The record is from RefSeq and is a predicted model, not a curated record.